This is a messenger RNA of Rangifer tarandus platyrhynchus (Svalbard reindeer), 3342 nucleotides long. The record is from the annotation of a GenBank genome assembly. NCBI's taxonomy places the organism in Eukaryota, Metazoa, Chordata, Mammalia, Artiodactyla, Cervidae.
AUGUCUGCUCGCGCUCCAGUGCCCGCCGCUCACCCUCGGGAGGAGCCUCCCGCGGUAGCAGCUGAGAGGGAGUCGCUGGCGGCCGCGGGGAGCCGGCAGGCCGAGCAGCUACCCCCGCUCGAACGGGAGGGCAAGGAGGCGGCGAGGGAGGAGAGGGCCGCGACCGCCACCAGCGCGGGGGCGCGGGGCGAGCCGUCGCCGGCGCCGGUGCUGGGACACAGCGUGCCUCAGGCGGCCGUGCCUGUGAAGCCCCUGGCGCUGCACCUGGCGCACAAGGCGCGCGGGCCAGGGGGGCCCUUCGGCGGGGAGCCGCCGCGACCGCUGCCGCGGGACCCGCCGGCCAAGAACGCCCGGGAGGAGGAGGCUGCGGCGGCCAGCUCUGAGGAAAAGCUGCAGCCGCCGCCACCGCCGAAGGAGAAUCCCUGGACCAGAAAGCCUCCGCAGCACCUGUCCCCCGCCGGGACGGGGCCGCUGCCGUUGCCCCCACUGGAAACCUUGGAGGCAGAGCUCAGUUCCCCCAAAAUUAUAAAAGCAGGAAAACUCAAGACAAAGAAAUCCAAUAAGGCCAGUGAUUUCAGUGAUAUGGCAAAUUGGCCAACACCAAGUGAAUUAGUGAACACUGAAUGUCAGAGUGUCAUCAGUCAAGGAAAUAAGAAGCCACAAAAUAGAAAAGAAAGAGAAGACAAGGUUGAAAAGAGAAGUGUUAACAAUGAAAGCAGAGAAAACCGGGAAACAAAAUUAGAUGGUCCUGGUGAAAAUGUCAGUGAGGAUGAGGCUCAGUUAAGUAACCAACGAAAAAGAGCUAAUAAGCACAGAUGGGUACCACUUCACUUAGAAGAUGUAAGACCAGAGAGUCAAGAAAGACCAGGGUCCCGGAAUAGCUCAAGAUGUCAAUCUGAAGCAAAUAAAUCAUCACAUAACAAUAGGAGAAAUGACACACGAAGUUGGAGGCGUGAAAGAGAAAAGAGAGAUGAUCAAGAUGAAGUUUCCAGUGUGAGAAGUGAGGGUGGUAAUAUCCGAGGCUCCUUUAGAGGCCGAGGAAGAGGCCGAGGACGAGGAAGAGGCCGGGGCAGAGGAAAUCCUCAAUUGAACUUUGAUUAUUCAUAUGGUUAUCGAGAACAUGGUGAAAGGACUGAUCAACCAUUUCAAACAGAACUUAAUACCAGUAUGAUGUAUUACUAUGAUGAUGGUACAGGCGUACAGGUGUAUCCUGUGGAAGAAGCAUUGCUUAAAGAGUAUAUUAAGCGCCAAAUUGAGUAUUACUUCAGUAUAGAAAAUUUGGAACGGGAUUUCUUUCUUAGGAGAAAGAUGGACGAGCAAGGUUUCUUGCCUAUUUCCCUGAUUGCUGGUUUCCACCGUGUUCAGGCUCUCACUACAAACCUUAAUCUCAUUUUGGAGGCACUGAAAGAUAGCACAGAAGUGGAAAUCGUGGAUGAGAAAAUGAGAAAAAAGGUAGAACCAGAAAAAUGGCCGAUUCCGGGCCCUCCUCCACGGAGUGUGCCACAAACAGACUUCUCUCGACUGAUUGAUUGCCCAGAGUUCGUACCAGGGCAAGCCUUUGGUUCACAUACAGAGUCUGCCCCAAAUUCUCCAAGAAUUGGAAGUCCAGUGAUCCCAAAGAAAAACGCAGAAACAAGUAAUCUUCAAGGAAUGUCUAGAGGUUUAUCUACCAGUUUGCCCAACUUGGAUUCAGAACCUUGGAUAGAAGUAAUAAAGAGACAUUAUCCAUCCCCAGUGAAACUGAAGGAACCACCAUCUCUUCCUGAAGAGGCAUCAAAUCAACUAUAUCUUCCAGAUGAACAAGAACAAGAAGAACUUGAUUUUUUCUUUGAUGAAGAGAUGGAACAAAUAGAAGGUCAAAAAAACACAUUUACUGAUUGGUCUGAUAAUGAUUCAGAUUAUGAAAUUGAUGAUCAAGAUUUAAAUAAGAUUUUGAUUGUAAUUCAGACACCUCCUUACAUGAGAAAACAUCCUGGAGGAGAUCGAACAGGCAGCCACAUGUCUCAAGCAAAAAUUACAUCUGAACUUGCUAAAGUUAUCAACGAUGGUUUAUAUUAUUAUGAGCAGGAUCUGUGGAUGGAAGAAGAUGAAAACAAACACACAGCCAUAAAGCAAGAAGUUGAGAACUUUAAGAAGCUAAAUCUCAUUAGUAAAGAGCAGUUUGAAAACCUAACACCUGAGCUUCCUUUUGAGCCAAACCAAGAAGUUCCUGUAGCAGCUUCACAGUCCAGGCAAGAUUUGACUGAUGAAUUAGCUCAGAAGCUGUUUGAUGUUUCAGAAGUAUCUUCAGCAACAAUGGCCCGUUCAUUGCCCACAUCAGUUCCAGAAUCUCCCAGAAUUUACCCUGCAAGGGCACCCAAGACACCGCGAACACCUCGAUUACAAGAUCCAAACAAAACACCAAGAUUUUAUCCUGUUAAAGAGCCCAAAGCCAUUGAUGUAAAGAGUCCAAGAAAGAGAAAAACAAGACAUAGUACAAAUCCCCCUCUAGAGUGUCAUGUUGGUUGGGUAAUGGACUCCAGAGAUCACGGGCCAAGAACAUCCUCUGUCAGCAGUUCAAAUGCUUCGCCUUCAGAAGGUGCACCACUAGCAGGAAGUUAUGGAUGUACUCCUCAUUCAUUCCCAAAGUUCCAGCACCCUUCUCACGAACUUUUGAAGGAAAACGGCUUUACCCAACAAGUGUACCACAAGUACCGCAGAAGAUGCCUAAGUGAGAGAAAACGCUUGGGAAUUGGCCAGUCCCAAGAAAUGAAUACCCUCUUUCGUUUCUGGUCCUUUUUCCUCAGAGAUCACUUCAAUAAAAAAAUGUAUGAGGAAUUUAGACAACUUGCUUGGGAAGAUGCAAAAGAAAAUUACAGGUAUGGGUUAGAAUGUCUGUUCAGGUUUUAUAGUUAUGGACUGGAAAAGAAAUUCAGACAAGAAAUUUUUAAGGAUUUCCAAGAAGAAACCAAGAAAGACUACGAAUCUGGUCAGCUGUAUGGAUUAGAAAAGUUUUGGGCUUAUCUAAAAUAUUCUCAAUCUAAGACACAGUCUAUUGACCCCAAACUUCAGGAAUACCUCUGUAGCUUUAAGAAGCUAGAAGACUUCCGUGUUGAUCCCCCUAUUGGUGAGGAGUUUGGAAGAAAAAGACAUUCAUCUACUUCUGGUGAGGAGAGUAAUCGUCAUAGACUUCCAUCUAAUUUCUCUACAAAGCCACCAGGUGCUGCUAAGCCUACACCUGCUAAUCAGCUUCAAGUUCCAAUAAAUUCUCCCAGAAGGAACACUUCACAGGAGUCCAGUGACAAUUCACACCAGAACAAUGCUGCCUCAGUCCCAACAAAUGGUGAACUGCCUGAGAAAUAG